GGUAGCUAUAUUGCUCGGCAUAGAUCAAAUAUGGAUAGACAUCUCUAGACACGUUUAGUGCACUGUAAGAGCUUCAACUAGAAUGCUGAAAGGGAUCACAUUAUUGUGCGUCUUGCUGCUGCUUUGCGGGUAUAUCAAGCGUAAUUAUGCCGCGACUAAAGUGUUUUACGAAUUUCACAUACGUGAACCGAACACUGAAAGCAACGAGACAGCUGUGCUCAACAAUUCAAACAACAACAAAACGGGGGCAAGGCCCGAGCUGGUUAUAACAGGCAAACGCACUUCGAGUAACAUUUUAGAGGGCAAGGAUGAAAAUUCAACCAACAGCAUCUAUAAGGAGACAGCCUUCUACACGGCCGAUGACAACGGCUAUCAUGUCACAUACAACAUAAGCAUCGAGCCAGUUGAGCUGGACACAGAGAUCAUGGGCAAAACUCUAAAAGUGAUCGUAGGCUAACGGCAAUUAACAGUAUUAUAUCAUUGUCAAUAAAUGGGAAUAGGCAACAGCACACGAGUACAUCUAUUAACUGUAGAGUACAAUCAAUUA
Messenger RNA from Drosophila hydei, 547 nucleotides. RefSeq lists its product as uncharacterized. NCBI's taxonomy places the organism in Eukaryota, Metazoa, Arthropoda, Insecta, Diptera, Drosophilidae. The coding region runs from base 83 to 457 and encodes 124 amino acids. The transcript is spliced from 3 exons. The record is from RefSeq and is a predicted model, not a curated record.